ACCCGUCUUCUUGCAGAACGAAGCCAUGCAGCAGUUAAGCUCGCAAAAUACCGCUAUUUCAUUGCUCCCAUUCGGCGGGUACCGAAUGAAAUUCUCUCGGAGAUCUUCUCAUUUACGUGUGCGGACAUGUCAGACAGUGUCGACAUCGUCAGUGGCGCACCAUGGGUCUUGAGCCAUGUGUGCAGCUUGUGGAGAUCGAUUUGCCUUUCCUCCCCCCGUCUCUGG
Messenger RNA from Guyanagaster necrorhizus, 225 nucleotides. RefSeq lists its product as uncharacterized. NCBI's taxonomy places the organism in Eukaryota, Fungi, Basidiomycota, Agaricomycetes, Agaricales, Physalacriaceae. The record is from RefSeq and is a predicted model, not a curated record. The transcript has a single exon. The annotation marks the transcript as partial. Gene Ontology annotation, molecular function: protein binding.